Schistosoma curassoni is the source of this 6999-nucleotide messenger RNA. The record is from the annotation of a GenBank genome assembly. NCBI's taxonomy places the organism in Eukaryota, Metazoa, Platyhelminthes, Trematoda, Strigeidida, Schistosomatidae.
AUAUUUGGUUAGACAUAUUCAAAUCCACGCUCAGUAGUGAUCUCUUUGCAUUUAACUGUGACUUACGGGUUACAUCUCACGUUGAAUUUCAGGUUACUAACAAUCGAAUGAUAUAUUGCCAGGCUAUAAUCUAAUUUACAGUCAGUUUAACCUAAUUCUGAUCAUGCCUUAGCUUAGAAUGUUGGUGUAAAGUAUCAGGUGUCGUGUGUGGUAGUAAUAGAAUCAUAAUAUAAUAAAAUAUUGAUUAUAUAAUUAACCGCCAUUCGUAUACGACCAAGUUUGAAUGCUCCUGUAUUUUUCAUGUGACCUGAAAUGUGUCCACAGUAUACAACUAUGCGAGUAAACUUAAGUGGACUAUAAUUAUAGUCAUAUGUGACUAAGAGAACACCUAAUAUAGUCGAUGGAGUUUGGGUUUUGGAUAUUCAGAUGGUAUAUUUAGUGGGCUGGACGUCGAAAUUAUGUAAUGUUAGUUAUUGAGUGUUGGUCAAAAGCUUAAUAUUAUCCUACAUGAAUCACUUACCUGUCUUAACGUACGAUUUUAAAACAUGAUUACGUAAAAUUACGUGUACAGUAUUUAUGGCUAUUGACUCAGGUAACAGUCGUGUUUUGAAAUGCGAUUCCGAAAGGUGGAUAUCCUAUUUAGAUGAAAAGUUGACGAUUUAUCGACAUCUCAAACAUAGAGCGGCAAAGGGGUGAAAUAUCGCAUUAUUUCCCCAUGAAAGGCAAAUAAAGAGACUUCAUGCUGCGUAUCCCCUUAUUUUUUUUCAGCAGAAUAUUCCUAUUAUUGGUUGUUUGUGAAGUUUCUGUUAAUGUCGGUUGAAAAAAUUGAAAAUCCAGUGCUUUGUUAGGUUCGACUUCGUACCUUUUCUCAAGUGUAUCUCUGUGUAAAGAUGUUUGCGAAAGUGUGUUUCCGUUUGUAUUAGGAUUCGACUACCUUAUGUUCGUUUAUAGUAAGCUGUUUUAUCUCAUUCACAACUCCACAUUUGUAUUACUAAUUUUUUAAGACAUAUAACAUCAUGUUUCUUAUAUAACAACGGUCAGCGUCCAAACAUAUACUCCAGGGCGAGCGGCAGUCUUCUACCGAGCCUCUCCAACGUUGACUAAUGGCAAUAUGGUCUAUUUGAACCCAUCGUUGUUUUGGUGCAGGGCGUUUCCAUGUUAGUCGAUGUCUCUCCUUAUACUUAAAAUUAGUUUGCUAAAAAUAAACGAUUGUCUGAGCACAGUUGCAGCAGACGAUCACCAUUAUCUGUUCGCUGAGUCGGAAUACUAAAAUACCCACCUAAAUGUCUUUCUGUUUAGUUUAAGCUACCUACCUGGGCAUCAGAGUCACCUGCUACGAGUACUAUGUCUGAGCGUUUAGCUUUCUGAAGAAGUUCAGACAGCUUUCUGUAAAAUUCAUCUUUCACUUCAUCCAGACUGCAGUCAGUGGGAGCGUAUGCAGAAACGACGAAAAGGCAACGAUGUAUGCCCCUAUCCUUCCGAGUUCUUAUGGAGCCGUUUAGCCGAACAGCACACAAACGACUGUUGACGGGGAUCCACUCUAACAGUGCUUGUUCCGCCCUCAUGCUUAGUGCUAUGUUCACAUCUGCCAGUUCACGAGAACUGGCCGUCGGGUCACCAGAUACACGGAGGGUGUAUCUCGUUGGCUCUCCGUUUUGCCGAGGUGAGGUCAAGUGAAUGACCACACUGGGAUCCUGUAUGCAUGUUUCGGAGACACAGCAUACAUCAAUGAUACGAGAUUCUAGGUUUUUAGCCAGGGAAGCCUACUGACCGAUUUGACAUAGGGUGCGUACGUUAAAGGCUCCAAUGUGUAGUUUGGAGCGAGGUUUCAGUAGACCUGGGACAGUAUUUUGCGCACUAGAAUCGUUGGCUAUGGUGACACGAGUUGAUAGUUGAAGUAGCGGGAAUAAUAGACUUUGUGGGAGGAAAUUGUUUAAGAAUACAGUGAUCUUGAGUACUUUUUUGUGGUUAAUUUUUGUUUUAGCUUUGUACUUGUUGAGACCUUACCGCUGGAGACCGAAAUUCAUGGGGUCGACCCUUUCUAACCCCAUCACUCUUUGUGGGAAGACAGCAUCGCUGUUAUGCUGGCUGGCUGAAGGAAACACCUUACUGACAGUCAGCAGUACGGCUUUGCCCUCAGACCUUGGGUUUGCUGCUUUUUGUCUUACCGUCAUUCGACCGACCUGUCAGGCAUGGUAGGACAUUGAGGAACGAAUGUUUUAGACAGUAUAGCUCGAUUGCUUCAUUGCGAUAGGCAAGCCCGACUACCACGUCAAGGUAUCAGCAACGGUCGGCGACCAUAACACGUUGAAAACACCGGUUCUUGUCCGUUAAAUUCAGUGGUACUUAAGUAUUUAUUCACUGUAUUAAUCUAUCCAGCCAUCAAUGUUUGUCUUGAGAAAUCACAACGGACGUAUUAAAUGUUAGUUUGGUACAAAAUGAAGUCUCAUGUUAGGUAUAAUUUCUCGUAUAGGCUUCAAUGACACUGCCAAAUGAGCGUUUCCAGUAAGAUUAAACUCAGCUCAUUUUCAAUGGUGUCUAAGCAUUUGCAUGGUAGUAAUUUAAUAACCUUAAAUGAGUAAAUAGUGCCUCUCAGUAACUGUAUAUAUUUGUGUCCGACUAUGAAAAGCAUAUAUUGUAUGAAUGUUGUUACUGAUACUUAACUGCCUAAAACUUGACUGGAUAAGCAAAACGUAAACUAAUGACCCACAGGUUGUUAACUAGGUCCCUAAAUAAAACUUCACUAAUCGAGACUGUUCAGUUUAAGUAUGCUAGGUACUUUGAAACGAUCGUCUCAGUUCCUGUACAUAUUUAGUGACUGCUCGGUCUUUUAGUAUAUUGUAAAUUUAAUACAGCAAUCAGGCUCAGAUUUUCUGUUCCCAGCUCUGUAUUUCAUGUUUUGGCGUGGUCCAUUGAUACUCUUAGGGUACCUAAACUAAAAUAGACAAAACAGCGUUGAAAUCUACUACCUGAUCCUGGAAGAUGGACUACAUUAUUAAUUAGAUUUUUGAUAGCCUUGAGAUUUGUUCGUCUGGGAAAUUCACUACUCUUCAUUUUGUUUUCGUAAUAUAUCGAUUCAGUUUUAUGGAGCCUGGGUAUCUGGCUCAUAACUAUUUAUUUUAUACCCUUACAAAAUCAAUGCUUCCAUUAUGUUAGACUUUAUUACCGUUUUACACCGUAUAAUUUUAAUCAAAUAUAAAGACUAAGAUUUUUGCUACAGUUUGCAUACUGUUUGUCUCCUGAUAGUGCUUUAUGAUUUUAAUUCCUACGUCAGUGAAAAAUCGUAACCGAAUGUUAUUCGAAUUGCAUACUAUUGAAAGUUUUGAUUCCCACACUUCAACAUCAUUGAUCUCAUAAUUUCAAUUAAGUCAGUCAUAAGCAGCAUACGACCUAGUACAUUCUACCACUACGGGAUUUGAAUCGACAACUGCAUCUCUGUGUUGAGGUGGUGUGGCAACUCGAACUGAUGUACGUACGUACGAAGUUCUACGUUGUUACUGACUGACUGACCUAGUACAUUGGUUGAAGUUCUCACACUAUGUUAGUACACCGAGGUAAAACUAUCAGAACACAUGCCAGAAUAAUUGAAGUAGUAAUAUUGACUCAGCUGCACGUCUAAUCAGUUCAGAUGGCAGAUAUCAAGUGGCAGUGUUUAGUUUUAUUAUGCUGGAUUAUGAGAAACACUUAUUAUAUGAACACUAAUUAGAAUUACUGUGUUAACAGGAUAGGGUCCUGAUGAUUUCACGCUCAGUCUUGGGUCCCUAAAUGCCCUGGUACGGUUGAGGGUGGGGUGAGUUAGCACUCCCUCUCGGCAUACUCUCAGAUAGUCACGUGUAUACAGCCACUGACAAGGAAGUCCUGCUCAUUGCUUUCUCGACAAGGGGAUGUUGUUUACGAAAUUGAGAGAACGAAAAGCAAAUGCCCGGCGCUCUAACCGGGUUAGUAGACACGGAGAAUACAAGUAGAGGAAUUGGAAAACCCUGUUUUUAAACCAAUGGUGCACAUGGGCUCCAGUAUCCUGAAAGAACAAAUGGUGUAUGAACCAAUUAUUGGUCACCAAUUACCAUGUGACUGCAUCUCCUCAGGUUGCUCCACUACCUUGUGGAUCAGACCUUUAAGUCAAUGGUUCCGAGUGUGGCCUCCUAAGAAAAUUACCUGGUUCGGUCUGGGCACCUGGACAGUAUCCCAGCCGACGCACAAAUCAAGUGACUUGUGUGGAGUAUAUCUACUUAGUGCCUCCUUGUACCAAUAUUUAUUUGUUUAAAUAAAUAAGUAAACAAAACAAUGACCCACUUAUUUACAUUCAUGUCCCUCAACUAAUCUUUUCUCAUUACUUGAGACUGUUUAAUUUAAAUGUGCUAGUUAUUUCAAGAUGGUUAUCUAUCUUAAUUAAUAUACAUGUUUGAUAAUUGUAAACUGAAAAGGAAAUCUUUGCUUAUCACUGUUUUUUAAAAAAAAAUAAUAGAAUGAUUGCUAAUGGAUCUUUCAUUUCAACAUUUAAUGGAUAAUCAAAAUAUACUGAAUACUGAAUCAUCCAUGACAAACAAGUUAAAUAUCUCACAUAUGUCAUCACUUCCAUCAAUACCUGAAGUAUCAUCAACACCAUCGUCGGGGAAACGUCGCUCUAUAUUGUAUGCUAUUUCUAGAUUGAAACAAAUGAAAAUGGCUCGACAAGAAAUGCAUCUUGAAUCCAAUGUUUCUUCUGAUAAUAUUGAUAUUACACCUCCCUUAGCAAAUACACAAUCAGGUAACACCAGUGAUAACAAUACAGUAGAAUUGGAUCACACUAACAAUUCAACUCAAUUAAUAACAGUCAUUAAUAAUGACUUAUCAAAGCAAUCAAUUGAUAUUGAUUUCAAUUCUGAUAUUUGUCCUUAUACUUCUUUAUCAUCACAAUUACAACACUUAUCAUCACAAUCAAAUCCUUUACAAUCAUAUAAUUCAUUAUCUGAUGAUAAUACUACUAAUAUUACUGAUAGUAGUACUAUUCAUCAGAUAAUGUCACCAAAAGAAUCUUCACUUUUAAAUAUUACAUCAUCUACUACUACUACUACUACUACUACUACUACUACUACUAAUAAUAAUAAUAAUAAUAAUAACAAUAAUAAUAAUAAUAUAAUACAUCAUGACGCUAAUAUUGAUUCUAUUCGAGUUCGGAAUAAUUCAUCAAAAAUAUUUACACAAUGUCUAUCAGAUAGUGAAUCCGAUGAAUAUAUAGACUUAGAUACUGUUGAUGAUAUAACAUGGUCUACAAAGGAUAAUAAUAAAAAUAAGAAGAAUAAUAUAACGAAUAAGAAAAAGAAGAAGGAAUCAAUAAUUAUGAAUAAUCAUCCUUCUGAAUUAACAAUAAUAAUAAAUAAUAAUAAUAAUCCUACCAUAAAACAGAUCCCUCAAUUAUCGAAUAAUGAAAGUAUACGGAAUGAUUAUAUACAAUUAAAUGAAUCUAUUUCUUCGCAUGAAACUAGUCCAUUACAUAGCAAUAUCAUUAAUAAUAAUAAUAAUAAUAAUAAUAAUAAUAAUAAUAAUAAUAAUAGUAAAAUUAUGGAAUCAGAUGAUUAUUGUUGGAUAUGUCAUAAACCUGGUGAAGUUGUUAUAUGUAGUUAUUGUCCAAGAGUGUUUCAUGCAACUUGUUUAUGUGCAACAGAUUUUCCAGAUGUAUGGCUUUGUCCUGAAUGUCAAGAUGUUAUGUUAGCUGAAUGUUCAUUGUAUCAAUUAGAUUCAUGGUGUAAUAUUACCGAAGAUCAAUUGCAACGAAUGUUAUUCUUUCUUUUGGAUCGAUUAUCUAGACAAUCUUGGGCACGAUAUUUUCGUGAACCAGUAAAUUCAACAAUUGUUAAAAACUAUAAAGAAUUAAUAAAGUAUCCAAUUGAUUUACGUACUUUAUAUACUCGUGUUAAAUCAGGUCAAUACUCUUCACCUCAAGCUUUUCUUGGAGAUUUCCGAUGGAUACUUCAUAAUUGUAUCAUAUUUAAUGGUGCCAGUUCUUCUAUUACAUCAUCUGCACGUCUUCUAGAUCGUACAUUUCAUCGUGAGUUUAAUUUGAUGCGUGCUUGUCCAACAUGUUAUCUUAAUCGUAUACCAGCAAUUCAUUUAUUACCAUCGACAACUAGAAAGCUACCUCCAUUAACUGAAGAUGAACCUGAAUCUUAUUUAACUGUAGCUUCAGUACAAUCAUCAUUGUUAUUACCAAAUGAAUCAAAUGCGAUCAUUGAAAAUGAUAGUAUCAGCGUUGUCAAUGGUGUUAACGAUGAAUGCAACAAUAAUACUCCUACUAAUACUACUAGUAAUAAUAACGAAUCCAAAAGUUCGUCAUCAUCAUCGGUAUCUACAUUAGAUCCUUGGUGGUUUUGUAAAUUAUGUGAUGUGAUUCAUCCGAUUGUCUGGGUACGUCUUCAAAAUUAUCCACGUUGGCCAGCCAAAGUAAUUGCACAUGAUGGUAACUUUCUUCUUGUCUCAUUUUUUGGUGAUUAUGAUGUGACUAUUGCACCGAUUGGUUCCGCUAAACUUCAUUCAUCUAGUCAAUCAAAAAGUUUAUCAAAACUAUCUACCAUCACUAUAGAUUCUAUAAAUAAUAAUAAUAAUAAUAUUGACAAGGGAAGUAAAUUUGAUUGUAGUGGUACCAAAUCCAUUACUUCUAUUGAUAAUAAUGAUAUUUCUAAUGAAUCUAGUGUAACUUCUCAAUCUUCCAAGACAAUUUCAUCAUCAUUACCUUCAACAUUAACAACAACAACAACAACAACAACAAUGGAUCCUAUGGUUAAAGAGAAUUUUCAUAAAGCUGUUGCAGAAUUAAAUUAUCAUCUAAAUUUAAUUUAUCAACGUUAUCCUAAAUUUAAACUACCUAUUAGUCAAUUGAGAUUUACUAAACGUCAUGUUAAAAAAUACUAUGGACCACCAACAUUACAAGAACGUAUGAUGGAAGCAGAAAUUCUUCGUAUGGAACAAGAAGUUCAACGUUUAAAUGUAUUAGUUAGAUAUACACGUGCUGAAAGGGAUUAG